Messenger RNA from Triticum turgidum subsp. durum (durum wheat), 2019 nucleotides. NCBI's taxonomy places the organism in Eukaryota, Viridiplantae, Streptophyta, Magnoliopsida, Poales, Poaceae. The record is from the annotation of a GenBank genome assembly.
AUGCGGAUGGCGAGGGCGAUCGGGUGGGCUGACGUCGCCGACGCGCUGCGGGAGCACCUGCAGCUCUGCUGCAUCUCCCUCGGCCUUCUCCUGAUGGCCGCCGUCUGCCCGCACGUCCCGCUGCUCAACUCAGUCGGGCGCCUGCCGGCCGCGCUCAUCGCCAUCGCCUUCCCUCUUGUCGGGGUUUCUGCAGCACUUGACGCUCUUGUAGAUAUUGCAGAUGGCAAAAUAAAUAUCCAUGUACUUAUGGCUCUUGCAGCAUUUGCUUCUAUAUUUAUGGGAAACUCAUUGGAGGGUGGUUUACUUCUUGCAAUGUUUAACUUAGCUCAUAUCGCUGAAGAGUACUUUACAAGCAAGUCAAUGUAUGAUGUGAGGGAACUUAAGGAAAAUCAUCCAGAAUUUGCACUGUUGUUAGAAACAAGUGGAGACGAGUCAGCACACUUUUCAAAUCUAAAUUAUGCAAAAGUUCCUGUGCAUGACCUUGAAGUGGGUUCUCAUAUUUUGGUCAGAGCUGGUGAGGCUGUGCCUGUUGAUGGAGAAGUUUACCAAGGAUCAUCCACAAUCACCAUAGAACACCUCACUGGUGAAACAAAACCUGUUGAGAGAACUGUGGGGGAUGCUAUACCAGGUGGAGCCAGGAAUUUGGAAGGAAUGAUGAUUGUAAAGGUGACCAAAUCAUGGGAGGAUUCAACACUCAACAGAAUUGUCCAGCUGACUGAAGAGGGCCAGCUAAACAAGCCAAAGUUGCAAAGAUGGUUAGAUGAGUUUGGGGAGCAUUAUAGCAAAGUUGUCGUGGCUCUGUCUUUGGCUGUUGCACUACUGGGACCAUUCCUCUUUAAUUGGCCCUUUUUCGGUAACUCAGUUUGUAGGGGUUCAAUUUACCGUGGAUUAGGACUUAUGGUGGCUGCAUCUCCGUGUGCAUUGGCAGUAGCUCCAUUAGCAUAUGCCACUGCAAUCAGUUCUCUUGCAAGUAAGGGAAUUUUAUUGAAAGGUGGGCAUGUCUUAGAUGCCCUAUCUUCUUGUCAGUCUAUUGCUUUUGACAAGACAGGCACAUUAACAACUGGGAAGCUUAUGUGCAAAGCAAUCGAGCCCAUUCAUGGACAUUUGGAUGCGAGUAAUGGUGUUGACCCUUCUUGUUGUACUCCGAACUGUGAAAGUGAAGCUCUAGCUGUUGCUGCAGCUAUGGAGAAAGGAACAACCCAUCCUAUUGGAAGGGCAGUUUUAAAACACUCUGUUGGGAGAGACCUCCCAGUGGUUGCUGUUGAGAGUUUUGAGAGCUUACCUGGUAGAGGAGUUGUUGCUACUUUGAGUGGCAUAAAGGCAAGAGACAGUGAAAAUGAGUUUGCUAAGGCAUCUAUCGGUUCUGUGGAAUAUAUUUCUUCACUAUACAGAUCUUAUGGUGAAUCUGAACAAAUAAAAGAGGCAGUAAAGUGUUCUGCAUUUGGUCCUGAAUUUGUCCAAGCUGCUCUCUCAGUAGAUAAAAAGGUAACCCUUUUCCACUUUGAGGAUGAACCCCGUACUGGUGUCUGUGAAGUUAUAUAUACCUUAAGAGAAAAGGCUAAACUUAGAAUCAUGAUGCUUACUGGAGAUCAUGAAUCAAGUGCUCAGAGAGUUGCUAAAGCUGUAUGCAUUGAAGAAGUUCACUUCUCUUUAAAGCCAGAGGACAAGUUGAACAAAGUAAAAGCAGUUUCAAGGGAGGGAGGUGGAGGUUUAAUAAUGGUUGGUGAUGGUAUAAAUGAUGCACCAGCUCUUGCAGCUGCAACAGUCGGUAUUGUUCUAGCACAACGCGCCAGUGCAACAGCGGUAGCUGUUGCAGAUGUUCUGUUGUUGCAGGAUAAUUUAUGUGUGGUGCCAUUUUGUAUCGCUAAAGCUCGUCAAACAACUUCAUUGGUGAAGCAAAGCGUAGCUCUUGCCUUAACCUGUAUUGUUUUUGCUGCACUUCCUUCUGUCUUAGGAUUUCUUCCUCUUUGGUUGACGGUGGUCAGAGUGAACACAAAUAUGCCAAGUCUUAGAUUUUGA